Molecule: messenger RNA, 3229 nt
Organism: Trifolium pratense (red clover)
Lineage: Eukaryota; Viridiplantae; Streptophyta; Magnoliopsida; Fabales; Fabaceae
Product: kinesin-like protein KIN-UB
Exons: 19
Coding region: 143-2809 (888 amino acids)
Biological process (GO): microtubule-based movement
Molecular function (GO): ATP binding; microtubule binding; microtubule motor activity
Source: RefSeq, a predicted model, not a curated record
AAAACAAACAGUGCAGUUCUAACUACUGGACCCCACAACACCUCUCCCAUUUUCUUCUUCUAUUCUCUCUACUUCCGCUUCGAUUUAAGUUUCCAAAAACCGCUAAACACCAUUUCCAUUUUCUAUCUCUUUCUCUCUCCCCAUGGCUUCAAACCUUCACCGAAAUGGCGCUCAAAGAGGAAGCGCCAAAUUCGAUCGUCCUCUCAAGCCUCGUCCCCGCGCUUCCUCUCCUUCACCGGGAUCCGGAUUUCGCCGCCCUAACUCCGCCACACGAAAUGACGCCGUGCCUGGAAGAGUUCGGGUGGCUGUAAGAUUGAGACCUCGGAAUGCUGAAGAAGAGAUGGCAGAUGCCGAUUUUGGUGACUGCGUUGAAUUACAACCAGAGCUUAAAAGACUGAAACUUCGCAGAAAUAAUUGGGAUUCAGAUACCUUUGAAUUUGAUGAGGUGCUUACUCAAUCUGCAUCACAAAAGCGUGUCUAUGAGGUUGUGGCUAAGCCAGUUGUUGAGAGUGUCCUUGAUGGCUAUAAUGGGACUGUGAUGGCUUAUGGUCAAACUGGAACGGGAAAAACAUUUACUCUUGGACAACUAGGUGAAGGAGACACCUCAAGUCGUGGAAUCAUGGUGCGUUCCAUGGAGGAUAUUCUUGCCGAUUUAUCUCCAGCUACUGAUUCUGUCACCGUCUCGUAUCUGCAGCUUUACAUGGAGACUCUUCAGGACUUGCUUAAUCCAGCAAAUGAUAACAUUCCAAUAGUCGAAGAUCCAAGAACCGGUGAUGUAUCUUUGCCUGGGGCAACUCUUGUAGAUAUCAGGGAUCAGCAGAGCUUUUUGGAGUUGUUAAGAAUAGGGGAAGCUAAUCGUGUUGCUGCUAAUACCAAAAUGAACACUGAGUCUUCUCGUAGUCACGCUAUGCUGACGGUACAUAUUAAGAGGUCUGUCGUAGAAAGCGAAGAUAUUGUAUCUACUAGUCAAAAUGGUGAUGUCUCGCACUUGAUUAAACCUUCAAAACCACUUGUUCGGAAGAGCAAGUUGGUUGUGGUUGACUUAGCAGGUUCAGAGCGUGUUCAUAAAUCAGGAAGUGAAGGGCUCAUGCUUGAGGAAGCUAAAUCUAUAAAUCUUUCACUUAGUUCACUGGGAAAAUGUAUUAAUGCUCUGGCAGAGAAUAAUGCUCACGUUCCAUUUCGUGAUUCGAAGCUCACCAGGAUGCUCCGAGAUUCUUUUGGUGGCACAGCUAGGACUUCAUUGAUAGUGACUAUUGGUCCAUCUCCACGUCAUCGAGGAGAGACUUCCAGUACCAUAUUGUUUGGCCAAAGGGCUAUGAAAGUUGAGAAUAUGCUGAAAAUAAAGGAGGAGUUUGAUUAUAAAAGCUUGUCACGAAAACUUGAAAUACAGUUGGAUAAGCUCAUUGCAGAGAAUGAGAGGCAGCAGAAAUCUUUUGAGGAUGACAUUGAAAAAAUAAAUUUGGAGGCACAGUGUCGUAUUAUGGAGGCUGAGAGAAAAUUUGCUAAUGAAUUUGAGAAAGAGAAACUGAAAUGCCAGAUGGAGUAUAUGGGAAUUGUAAAGGAGCUGGAACAGAAAUUGGUGUUGAAUCAAGAUAGACACGAUUGUCAUGCUGAUAAUGGAGAGGGGCCUGCACAAUCUUCUGCAGACGAAGUUGCUGAGCUCAAAAUGCUGCUCGAAACUGAAAGCAAUAGAAGAAAGGCAGCUGAAGAAGAGGUGGCACGUCUAAAAUGGCAACUGGAGAAAUAUACACAACCAGAGGAAGGAGGGUGUUUUGAGAUUACAAAGCUUCACAACCUCCUGGAGGAUGAAGCUCAUCAGAAGAAGAAACUUGAAGAAGAAAUAAUAAUAUUAAGAAGUCAAUUAUUGCAAUCGAACUAUGAAAUUGAGCAGAUGAGAAGAUGUUUGGAAGGUGGAAGCUCAGGGAGUACAUUUUCUGCAACAGAUUCCUCUGUGACUCAAGUUAGGCAUUCCCAAUUCAAAGAUGCUGCGAAUGGUCAGAAGUCACCUGUUGCUACACUCUUUGAGCAAGUUGGAUUACAAAAGAUCUUGUCAUUACUGGAGUCAGAUGAUGCCAAUGUACGAAUUCAUGCUGUGAAAGUGGUGGCCAACCUAGCAGCCGAAGAGGCUAAUCAAAAGAGAAUUGUUGAAGCUGGUGGUCUUACUUCCUUGCUGAUGCUUCUUCGAAGAUAUGAAGAUGAAACUGUUCGCAGAGUAGCUGCUGGGGCGAUUGCCAAUCUUGCCAUGAAUGAAGCGAAUCAAGAACUUAUAAUGGCUGAAGGAGGAAUUACUCUGCUGUCAAUGGCUGCAUCUGAUGCCGAAGAUCCCCAAACUCUUCGAAUGGUUGCUGGGGCAAUUGCUAACCUAUGUGGAAAUGAUAAAAUAUUGAUGACUCUGAGAUCUCAGGGAGGUAUCAAGGCCUUACUAGGAAUUGUAAGAUGUGGACAUCCAGAUGUUCUUUCCCAAGUUGCACGAGGAAUUGCCAAUUUUGCAAAAUGCGAGUCUCGAGCUUCUAAUCAAGGGAUAAAAACUGGCAGAUCUAUACUGAUAGAAGAUGGUGCACUUCCGUGGAUAGUACAAAAUGCUAAUAAUGAAGCUGCACCGAUCAGGCGUCACAUUGAGCUUGCACUUUGUCACUUGGCACAACAUGAAGCAAAUGCAAAAGACAUGAUUAGUGGAGGUGCUCUUUGGGAACUUGUCAGGAUUUCAACGGAUUGUUCACGAGAAGAUAUACGGAGUCUUGCUCAUAAGACUCUCAGUUCUAUCACAGCAUUCAAAUCUGAAUUACGACGAUUGCGUAUAGAUUAUUGAUCACAACUCUACCUAGUACUACAUAUUAGUUCUCGUCCUACAACUUGUGAGACCGAUCUACUGGUUCUUCAUAUUCUUUUAAGUGGCAUUGGGGGCAGUUGUUGCAAAUCUUGCUAUUUUUUUUGUACUCAAGAGAAGCAGGGAUUUAGCAUGCACUUUUGUGAUAUCUAGCCAUUACUAACUUAGAAUGUAAGUAUUUAUGUCAGAGAGGGGGAAGUAGAUGAAGUGAGACGUGGUAUUUAUGGGUGGGGCAAAGAAGGUGAGAGAAUAUAUGUCAAGUAAAAUUGGGUUAGUCAAAUUUUGAGUAGCUCAAAUUACAUGGAACUGCCUACUGCUGUAUUUUAAUAUUGAUUUGUGUAAGUAAUGAAAAUUAUCUUAUUUUUUAGCUUCCUGUGCAAGAAAGUAAUCGUUUGAUUUUUC